UCAGAGCAUCCCGCCUCUCUGAUAUAUAAACUCUCUGCUCUUCAUCCUCCUCUUUAUCAUCAGAGACCAACAACUCAGGUAAGAACACACCUUGACACACGAAUGAUGAAAUACUAAAUGUAUUUGUCACAAACCUACUGCAUUACGAGCAGAGUAACUAUCGUUGUUGAAAGAAUAUUAAUGAGCACGUUAAUCAGUGGAAGAGGAAGAAAAAAGAAAAGGCAGGGGCAGAACCUCACCGCAGCCGUGGAAUACGGAAACUGUGAAUAAAUCACGCAGAACCCGGUUCUGUACUUUUCAAUGAUGUCACCGUUUUAACAAUACAGUAACUUACGCAAAACACAAAGAAGAUAAUAAACACAAUGAGCUAAAUGUGAGCCCAGACACCCUAAAUAAGAAUGUCUUCUGCUCAGUGAGGGAAUUAUCGUCCUUACGGCACAAAGUCGACUUGAUAAGAAAGAGAAUCUGCCCUUCUCUUUCCUGAAGAAUCGUUUUCUUGACUUCUGCAGACAAAUUGUCCGCUUCUCAUUUCUCAGGAACUGAAACAAAAACUAGAGAAAAAGUCUCUAUUCGUCCAGCGAAUAUGAAACUGAAGACCCAGCGUUUCUUCUAAAAACAGAAACGUGUCCUUGCCUCCUUACUUGCGGAAUGAAUCGCAUGGAAUGACAAAGAGUUGAGGAUGAAAGAGAGUUUUGUGGAAACAGGGCUGAGCCACAGGGGGUCCUGGGGUGUCUGUGGACUGCGGUCAAGUGGUCCGUUAUCCGCGGAACCUCGGUCACGUCAGCCGCACAGCCUGUGCCGGCACUUGAAAUGUAAUGCUCGUCUAUUCGUGGUGCUACGGUACGGGUGCUUGGAUAGCCCAAAAAGCCCGGAAAUAGACCUGUAUAAUUUGCCCAAUUUGAUAUAACAAGUCAAAAACAACGUCAUUUUGUACAUUAUAUGAAAUACAACAAUAAUAAAAUCUGAUAUUACACUGCUGUACAGUUUUUGAGAGGGGGCAUAUAAAAAGAGACAAAAAACAUAACAAAUACUGUAUGUGGAUUCAAUUGUUGCACAAACAGCAUUUCAAGUCAUUGUUUUUUAUUUUUAAAAGCAGGGAUUUUUCCAUCUGCAGGCUAUCGGCAUGGAACCAUCUGUUACAGCUGUCACACUGAAUCUGAAAAAAUAAAAAUUGAAACAAGUUAGUUUUAGAAAGACAGACUUCAAACAGGAAUUCACCCCAAAAGCAAACUUUAUUUAAUUUUGAAAUUGUUUUCGUCAUUUAAUCAAAUGGGACAUUGUUAUUGUCAUGGUCACAGCUCGUACAAUCCAUUAACAAAUGCACAAAUACAAUUAAUUACAACAACACCUUACCCAUUCAGUGAUAGCAGGUCCUGGAGUGGGUGGCUUUGUGGCAGAACGCAUGGCACAGAUGUCAAAAACUAAUUUAGAAAUAAAGUAACAUUUUAGAUCUUUAGUAGUACAAUAUCACAGUAUAAAUAAAUAUGAAGAAAAGCUGUCACACACCUGAUGCUUCAAGUAUUUUAAGUGCCAUGUGUCGACGUUCCUGCACCAUCUCUUUUCUUGUUGUCCCAAAGGCCAUGUUAGGUGUUCCAAUAUGAAUUAAAAUAGAAUAUUUAGGUAGAUAACAAAAAAAAACAGCUGGUAGGAGCAGAAGGAACAUCCUCGUCUUGGCUGUUUUCUCAGAUGUUUUUCCUGGAUAUCAGUUCUGUUUGUAUGUGUUGGAAUUUAACAAAUUAGCCCAUUAGUAACAUUUUUACAUUUACUUAAUGUUGUCUCGUGAAAAUUGUAAAAAUUGUAACAGUUUCACUUGAUCAUGCAAUAAAACCCGCAUUUAAAAAAACAUUCUUAGGGUAAUACAUUUACCAUUUUGUAAAAAAGAUUGUUGUAACACAAACAUCAAAGGGUACACACUCAUACCUACAUACAGACACACACACAAAACACAAACACAGCUCUAUCUUUAUGCAAUCAUGAUUAGGCUCAAUUGUACUGCAUAGAAAGACAGACAAAAUGAUUGCAAUUGCUAUAAAGAUUUAUCUUUAAUUGUCAUGCUUAAGUGACUCAAUUCUUUUAAAUAAGCCAUCAGGUAAAAAGCAAGCACAGCAUAUAGCUUAACAAUAUAUUUUCAAACAUACAAACGAUUCAGUUCUAACUAACAAAAUCUACUCAUGAAGAAGCCAUAGUGGCAAGAACUUUACCAGCAUUCACACAGACAGCUAGCCACAGAUAGUCUAAGAAACACUUUUCUUCUAAAUGCUUAAGUACAUUGAACUACAAACACACUUGAAGCUGCUGUAACCAUAAACACAAGAGUUAAGGCUGUGUCUUUCAAAAAAUGUCCAGGAUUUUAAAUUGGCCACAGCCCAUAUUCCUAGGCAGUACCCAGGACAUCAUCCACUUGCUAUUUUCACUAAAUAGCUCCUUUAGUCUCUUUGCAAGACCACUUCCGUGUCCAACAGAUUUGUAGAGCCUCAUCAUACUAACGACACGGUCAAAGUCAUGGUCCAAGUAAAGCAUUGCCAUGUCUUUAUCAAGGCUUAACUGCACAAUAUAUGACAGCAAUUCUGUUGGCAGAAAAGUUUCUUGUAAUCUCUUAAGGAUGUGUAUUUAUAACCUGUCAUAUAGGAACAUUCUAAAAAUGAAUGUAAAUUGAGCUGAUUUUGCCUUUAAUUUUCUCAAACUGUACAGUAAUAUUUUAAGACAAUAUUCAUGUCCAUAGUGAGGGUCGUCAUUAACAACAAUCCAUUGAAAUAUUGACAUAACCUCUUAAGGAUUCAUUUUUAUAAAAUGUCAAAUAUAGGGAAAUGAUGAAUAUCAAAAUGUCACUCUGCCUUUAAUUUUCUCAAAAGUUGUACAGUAAAAUCAUAAUCCAGUCACCGUGAUGUUUCCUACAAAAUGUAUUUAUUAAUGCAGAUUAACAUGAAGACUGAAUGCUACCUAAAGAGACAAGACAUCACAUUCAUUGUUGUUAUUGUGUAUAAAAGCUCAGUAAGUUAUGGUUUUUGUUUUUCUGUUUGUUCAUCCAGACAUUAAACACCUGUUUCAACCUCACUGUGUGAAGCCCUCACUACCAGACAUCACCAUGGCAACAAAGAUUACUAAUGCCUCAUGGAAAUAUAAGGACAUCAUCUCAAAAAGUGAUGUGAUCCGUGAAGGAUCUCCUACCGUCUACCAGCUGAGAUCAAAGAAAGACAACAUUGGAACUCUGACAAGAAUGACUUUUGGUGAAAAAGAUCUGAGCAAGAUAAACAAAACCAUUUUACUUGUCGGUGAAACAGGAGCCGGAAAAUCUACUCUGAUCAACGCUCUGGUCAACUUCGCCAUGGGAGUGGAGUGGGCGGACGAUAUCUGGUUUCAGAUCGUAGAGGAAGAGAAGAAAAAACAAUCAGAGAGUCAGACGUCAGAUGUGAUCAUGUACAAGAUCUUUGGAUUUGAAGAUAAAACUCUGCCAUUCUCUCUGACCAUCAUCGAUACUCCAGGAUACGGAGACAUCGAAGGGACUGAAAGAGAUGUAAUAGUCGGUCAAAGAUUGUUGGACUUGUUCCGCUCAAAUGAUGGAGUGCAUGACAUCAACGCGGUGGGUCUGGUGAUGAAAGCAGGCGAGAAUCGACUGAAUGACCGACUGAGGUACAUCUUUAAUUCAGUGAUGUCUCUGUUUGGAAAAGACAUGGAGACGAACAUUGUCGCCCUCAUCACACACUCAGACGGUGUGACACCUGAAAAUGUUCUACAAGCCCUCGAGGAUGCAAACAUCAAAUGUGCCAGAGAUGAAGACAAUGAGCCUGUUCAUUUCAUGUUCAAUAACCGCCAGACCAAACUGAAAACAAAAAAAGAUAAGCUCGCUUUAAAAAGUGCAUGGGUCUUAACAAUGGACCAAAUGGGUCAAUUUGUUGAAUUCCUGAAGAAAGGUGAACCUCGGAACCUGAUAACAACGACUGAAGUGUUGAAUUUACACAUUCAAAUAACAGCCUGCGUCCAAAACCUGCAAGAGAGAAUCGAGUUGACUGAACUGAAAGAGAGAGAAAUCGAACAGACUGAGGAAGCUCUGAAGCAACAAGAACAAGAGAUGAAGAACAAUGAGAAGUUCACUGUAGAGGUUGAUGAGCCCUACAAAGAACAAGAAAAUGUCAGUGAGAGGAGAUGGUGGGGGUUAUGGAUGAAUUAUGGAGGAGCUGUCACCUGUAAUGUCUGCCAGGAGAACUGUCACUAUCCAUGCACACUGGCCUGGUAUGCAGUAAGCUGUGAGGUCAUGAAAGCUGGCCGCUGUACUUCAUGUAGCGGGAAGUGUCCUGUAUCAGAUCAUGUGAAAGAGAAAAAGGUCUAUGUUACCAAGACGAGGAGAGUUACAAAGACCGUAGAAGAAAUUAAACAGAAGUAUGAGAAGGGUAAAGCAGAUGGUAAGAAGUCCACAAGCCUUUUGGAAAAUCUAAAAAGAGAAAAGGAAGAACUUCAGAGAGGAAAAGAUCAGCUGUUUGAGGAGUCCUUUCAGCAUGUUGUCAAACUGGAGCAGAUCGCCCUGAAUGUUAACCCACUGUCCACUUAUGAGCAAGUGGACUUCCUGAUGGAGAAGAUGAAGGAGAGAGGAGACACAGAGAAGGUCCAGAAGCUGGAGGAGAUGAAACGUCGAAUGGACGAAGACAAAGGAACCAAAUCAGUGCUGCAAUACAUGCGUGGUAAACUAGCAGCAUUUGGCAGAGCAGUUAAAGAAUCAGUGAAGUAGAUGAACAGAAUCUAUGCGAGCAGACAGCUGAGUAGAAAACAUCUACACUGUUCAUAAGAUAUAUUUCAUUCUAGUUCCAUAAGUGUGAUGUUGAUUUAAUAACGUCAAAUGUAAUCAGCUUAAAUUACAGAUGUGUAAUCUGUGUAAACAUCACCCUCUGUGGUUUGUAAUAACUGUUCUUAUAGUUUCAUGUUUGAUUUUUAACAGUUACUUCACUAAAUAUCACAUACUAAAGUCAAAAUACAAAAAAUAUAUUUAUUUUUCUUUACUUUCUUUGUGUUAGUUUGAUGUUUUUAAGGUUUUUCUGACGUGAUUUUCAGUCAACACGAGGCUGUGAUGUAUUCCGAUGUUGACAGAAGUAAACUGGUGGUGGGAAAGUAACACUGAAAUAUAUAAUAUUGUAGGGGACGACCAAAUUCACGGGGCCCCUUUAAGGAAAGGGGCGUAACCCUGGUGACAGCGGGGGUUAAAGGGUGGCAGGAAGUGAAUGUGUAUGAUGUUUUGUAUGGAUGGAAAUAAACGGCCACAAGGUGCAGCCAAAGGGAAUACUCGCCUCCUCGUUUGUUUCCACGCUCCUACAUUGGUGACCCUGACUCUCCUGGACAUUCCCAGAAGAGAAGAUGACGACGCACGCAGUUUCUCUACCAGGUUGACUAGCAUGCUUGCAGUGGCUGAUGAGUUUCUGCGUGUGCUGGCCGAGUUCCCAGACCUCUCGCAGCCCACCUUCUCCUCCUCCACGGUCAAGCAUGGGGUGGAGCAUCACAUCUCUACCACCGGCCCACCGGUACAUGUCCGGGCCCGGCGCCUAGACCCGGCAAAGCUCACCAUUGCCAAGACCGAGUUUGAAAACAUAGAGCGCAAAUAAGAAAAUGAAUGUGUGUGAAUGUGCUUCAGUGUUUGUAACACAACAGACUGUCAGUUUACUGGGAUGGGG
Molecule: messenger RNA, 5657 nt
Organism: Anarrhichthys ocellatus (wolf-eel)
Lineage: Eukaryota; Metazoa; Chordata; Actinopteri; Perciformes; Anarhichadidae
Exons: 2
Coding region: 2999-4723 (574 amino acids)
Molecular function (GO): GTP binding
Source: RefSeq, a predicted model, not a curated record